Messenger RNA from Physella acuta, 720 nucleotides. RefSeq lists its product as uncharacterized. The record is from RefSeq and is a predicted model, not a curated record. Lineage: Eukaryota; Metazoa; Mollusca; Gastropoda; Physidae. Gene Ontology annotation, molecular function: protein binding.
AUAUUAAUGCAAAAUGAUGCAAAGACUUGCAGAAGUCUAGAACAAGUUAAUAUUUAUAUAGAAACUGCCAAAAGCAAUGUGAUUGAAAUGGAGAAGAAGUUUAUAGUCAACACAGAUGAGUCAGAUAAUAUUGCAAGAAUUGUAGCCAGCCAUUCUGAAUUGAUUUGUGUUUUACAAAACGAUGGAAAAGAACACGUUGCUCUCAGCGAAAAAAAGAUUGAACAAUUAAAGACAAUGCUUACAACGUUAGAAAAUGAUAUGAUCACUAGGUCAAACAAAGUGAAAACAAUAAAGUCACGUGUAUGUAACAGAUAUGCUUGUUAUGUGGAGCUUGAUCAUCUCACACCUGUAAGUGCUAGAUCAAUUAUUUCAACAUUUAGUAAAGUACGUGAAUAUAACGGUCAACAUUUUAAUCAAACAACAGGAAAAUUUGUAUCACCACAUGAUGGUUUAUAUCUUGUAUGUGUCACUCUACAUGAAUGGGGAGAUAAACAGAUUGUAGUUGGUGUGAUGGCUGGAGACAGGUUGUGUACGGCUAUAGCAGUGAAAUGUGCCGCCACUAGCGCUGCAGGGUCAGUGGUUGUUGACAUGAAGAAAGGUCAAGAAAUUUACCUUGAAGUGUGUUACACAGAUCAAGGUGCAAAGUUAUCCUGGUUUAGUAGUUUUACUAUCGUUAGUUUAUAGAAGUACAACAAAAAACAUGGUGGAAGGUAAAUUCAC